This is a messenger RNA of Budorcas taxicolor (takin), 10065 nucleotides long. RefSeq names its product cadherin related 23 (gene CDH23). NCBI's taxonomy places the organism in Eukaryota, Metazoa, Chordata, Mammalia, Artiodactyla, Bovidae. The coding region runs from base 1 to 10065 and encodes 3354 amino acids. Gene Ontology annotation, biological process: homophilic cell-cell adhesion. Gene Ontology annotation, cellular component: plasma membrane. The record is from RefSeq and is a predicted model, not a curated record. The transcript has 69 exons. Gene Ontology annotation, molecular function: calcium ion binding.
AUGAGGUGCCACGUAGCCUCCAGCUGCCUCGUGGUCUGGCUUUCUGUGCUGAUUUCUGGAUGCUGGGGCCAGGUGAACCGACUGCCCUUCUUCACCAACCACUUCUUUGACACAUACCUGCUGAUCAGUGAGGAUACGCCUGUGGGUUCCUCUGUGACCCAGUUGCUGGCCCAAGACAUGGACAAUGACCCCCUGGUGUUUGGCGUGUCUGGGGAGGAGGCCUCCCGCUUCUUUGCUGUGGAGCCUGACACAGGCGUGGUGUGGCUCCGGCAGCCGCUGGACAGAGAGACCAAGUCAGAGUUUACAGUGGAGUUCUCUGUCAGCGACCACCAGGGGGUGAUUACAAGGAAGGUCAACAUCCAGGUCGGGGACGUGAAUGACAACGCGCCCACGUUUCAUAAUCAGCCCUACAGUGUCCGCAUCCCUGAGAACACACCGGUGGGGACGCCCAUUUUCAUUGUGAACGCCACGGACCCUGACCUGGGCGCAGGCGGCAGCGUCCUCUACUCCUUCCAGCCCCCCUCCCAGUUCUUUGCCAUCGACAGUGCACGCGGCAUCGUCACAGUGAUCCGGGAGCUGGACUACGAGACCACGCAGGCCUACCAGCUCACCGUCAACGCCACGGAUCAAGAUAAGACCAGGCCUCUGUCUACCCUGGCCAACUUGGCCAUCAUCAUCACAGACGUCCAGGACAUGGACCCCAUCUUCGUCAACCUGCCUUACAGCACCAACAUCUACGAGCAUUCUCCUCCGGGCACGACAGUGCGAAUUAUCACUGCCAUUGACCAGGAUAAAGGACGUCCCCGGGGAAUUGGCUACACUAUCGUCUCAGGGAAUACCAACAGCAUCUUUGCCCUGGACUACAUCAGUGGGGCACUGACCUUGAAUGGCCUGCUGGACCGGGAGAACCCCCUGUAUAGCCAUGGCUUCAUCCUGACCGUGAAGGGCACAGAGCUGAAUGAUGACCGCACCCCAUCUGACGCCACAGUGACCACAACCUUCAACAUCCUGGUGAUUGACAUCAAUGACAACGCCCCAGAGUUCAACAGCUCUGAGUACAGCGUGGCCAUCACUGAGCUGGCACAGGUCGGCUUUGCUCUCCCCCUCUUCAUCCAGGUGGUAGACAAGGACGAGAACCUGGGCCUGAACAGCAUGUUUGAGGUGUACCUGGUGGGGAACAACUCCCACCACUUCAUCAUCUCCCCAACGUCCGUCCAAGGGAAGGCAGACAUCCGCAUCCGAGUGGCCAUCCCCCUGGACUAUGAGACUGUGGACCGCUACAACUUUGACCUCUUUGCCAAUGAGAGUGUACCUGACCAUGUGGGCUAUGCCAAGGUGAAGAUCACCCUCAUCAAUGAGAAUGACAACCGGCCCAUCUUCAGCCAGCCACUGUACAACGUCAGCUUGUAUGAGAAUGUCACCGUGGGGACCUCAGUGCUAACAGUCCUGGCAACAGACAAUGAUGUGGGCACCUUUGGGGAGGUCAACUACUUCUUCAGCGAUGACCCUGACCGGUUCUCUCUGGACAAGGACACAGGACUCAUCAUGCUGAUUGCCAGACUGGACUACGAGCUCAUCCAGCGCUUCACCUUGACAGUCAUUGCCCGGGACGGGGGCGGUGAGGAGACCACAGGCCGGGUCAGGAUCAACGUGUUGGAUGUCAAUGACAACGUGCCCACCUUCCAGAAGGAUGCCUACGUGGGCGCCCUGAGAGAGAACGAGCCUUCCGUCACACAGCUGGUGCGACUCCGGGCAACGGAUGAAGACUCCCCUCCCAACAACCAGAUCACCUACAGCAUCGUCAAUGCCUCUGCCUUCAGCAGCUACUUCGACAUCAGCGUGUAUGAAGGCUAUGGUGUGAUCAGUGUGAGCCACCCCCUGGAUUAUGAACAGAUACCCAACGGGCUGAUUUAUCUGACCGUCAUGGCCAAGGACGCGGGCAACCCCCCUCUGAACAGCACUGUCUCUGUCACCAUUGAGGUGUUUGAUGAGAACGACAACCCCCCCACCUUCAGCAAGCCUGCCUACUUUGUGUCUGUGGUGGAGAACAUCAUGGCAGGAGCCACGGUGCUGUUCCUGAAUGCCACAGACCUGGACCGCUCCCGGGAAUAUGGCCAGGAGUCCAUCAUCUACUCCUUGGAGGGCUCUUCCCAGUUCCGAAUCAAUGCCCGCUCAGGUGAAAUUACCACCACCUCCCUGCUUGACCGUGAGACCAAGUCUGAGUACAUCCUCAUCGUCCGGGCAGUGGACGGGGGCGUGGGCCACAACCAGAAAACCGGCAUCGCCACUGUGAACAUCACCCUCCUGGACAUCAAUGACAACCACCCCACCUGGAAGGACGCUCCCUACUACAUCAACCUGGUGGAGAUGACCCCUCCAGACUCUGACGUGACCACGGUGGUGGCUGUGGACCCAGACGUGGGGGAGAACGGCACCCUGGUGUAUAGCAUCCAGCCACCCAACAAGUUCUACAGCCUCAACAGCAGCACAGGCAAGAUCCGCACCACCCACGUCAUGCUGGACCGGGAGAAUCCCGACCCCCACGAGGCGGAGCUGAUGCGCAAAAUCAUCGUCUCUGUCACGGACUGUGGCACACCCCCUCUGAAAGCCACCAGCAGUGCCACAGUGUUUGUGAACCUCUUGGACCUCAAUGACAAUGACCCCACCUUUCAGAACCUGCCUUUUGUGGCCGAGGUGCUUGAAGGUACCCCUGCAGGGGUCUCUGUCUACCAGGUGGCGGCCAUCGACCUGGACGAGGGCCUGAACGGGCUGGUGUCCUACCGCAUGCAGGUGGGCAUGCCCCGCAUGGACUUCGUCAUCAACAGCAGCAGCGGCGUGGUGGUCACCACCGCCGAGCUGGACCGCGAGCGGAUCGCCGAGUACCAGCUGCGCGUGGUGGCCAGCGAUGCGGGCACGCCCACCAAGAGCUCCACCAGCACACUCACCAUUCGAGUGCUGGAUGUGAAUGACGAGACGCCCACCUUCUUCCCUGCCGUGUACAAUGUCUCCGUGUCGGAGGACGUGCCUCGGGAGUUCCGGGUGGUCUGGCUGAACUGCACUGACAACGACGUGGGCCUCAAUGCUGAGCUCAGCUACUUCAUAACAGGUGGAAAUGUGGAUGGGAAGUUCAGCGUUGGCUACCGCGAUGCCACAGUGAGAACAGUGGUAAACCUGGACCGGGAGACCACAGCCACAUACACGCUCGUUCUGGAGGCCAUCGACAACGGCCCCGUGGGCAAGCGGCGCACGGGCACAGCUACCGUGUUUGUCACCGUCCUGGAUGUGAAUGACAACCGGCCCAUCUUUCUGCAGAGCAGCUACGAGGCCAGCGUCUCCGAGGACAUCCCUGAGGGCCACAGCAUCGUGCAGCUAAAAGCCGCAGAUGCAGAUGAGGGCGAGUUUGGGCGUGUGUGGUACCGCAUCCUUCACGGUAAUCAGGGCAACAACUUCCGGAUCCACGUCAGCAAUGGGCUCCUCAUGCGAGGGCCCCGGCCGCUGGACCGGGAGCGGAACUCGUCACACGUUCUGAUAGUGGAGGCCUACAACCAUGACCUGGGCCCCAUGCGGAGCUCCGUCAGGGUGAUUGUGUACGUGGAGGAUGUCAACGACGAGGCCCCGGUGUUCACGCAGCAGCAGUACAGCCGCUUGGGGCUUCGCGAGACAGCGGGCAUUGGCACGUCAGUCAUCGUCGUCCGAGCCACAGACCGAGACACGGGGGACGGAGGCCUGGUGAACUACCGCAUCCUGUCGGGCGCUGAGGGGAAGUUUGAGAUUGACGAGAGCACGGGGCUUAUUAUCACUGUGGAUUACCUGGACUACGAGACCAAGACCAGCUACCUGAUGAACGUGUCCGCCACUGACCAGGCAGUCCCCUUCAACCAGGGCUUCUGCAGCGUCUAUGUCACUCUGCUCAACGAGCUGGACGAGGCUGUGCAGUUCUCCAAUGCCUCUUAUGAGGCUGCCAUCUUGGAGAAUCUGGCACUGGGCACCGAGAUUGUGCGUGUCCAGGCCUACUCCAUUGACAACCUCAACCAGAUCACCUACCGCUUUGAUGCCUACACCAGCGCCCAGGCCAAAGCCCUGUUCAAGAUAGAUGCCAUCACGGGUGUGAUCACGGUCAAGGGCCUGGUGGAUCGGGAGAAAGGUGACUUCUACACUUUGACGGUGGUGGCAGACGACGGCGGCCCCAAGGUGGACUCCACUGUGAAGGUCUACAUCACUGUGCUGGACGAGAAUGACAACAGCCCCCGGUUCGACUUCACCUCCGACUCAGCGAUCAGUGUGCCUGAAGACUGCACCGUGGGCCAGCACGUGGCCACUGUCAAGGCCCGGGAUCCAGACGCUGGCAGCAACGGGCAGGUGGUCUUUUCUCUGGCCUCUGGUAACAUCGCCGGGGCCUUUGAGAUCGUCACCACCAACGACUCCAUUGGCGAAAUAUUUGUGGCCAGACCCCUGGACAGAGAAGAGCUGGACCAGUACAUCCUCAAGAUUGUGGCGUCCGACCGUGGCACUCCUCCACGGAAGAAGGACCACAUCCUGCAGGUGACCAUCCUGGACGUCAAUGACAACCCUCCAGUGAUCGAGAGCCCCUUUGGAUACAACGUCAGCGUCAACGAGAACGUGGGCGGGGGCACUGCCGUGGUCCAGGUGAGAGCCACCGACCGUGACAUCGGGAUCAACAGCGUCCUGUCCUACUAUAUCACCGGGGGCAAUGAGGACAUGACCUUCCGCAUGGACCGCAUCAGUGGCGAGAUCGCCACUCGCCCCGCCCCACCGGACCGCGAGCGUCAGAGCUUCUACCACCUGGUGGUCACCGUGGAGGACGAGGGCACCCCUACCCUAUCGGCCACCACCCACGUGUACGUGACCAUCGUGGAUGAGAACGAUAACGCGCCCGUGUUCCAGCAGCCCCACUACGAAAUCUUACUGGAUGAGGGCCCGGACACAGUCAACACCAGCCUCAUCACCAUCCAGGCCCUGGACCUAGAUGAAGGGCCCAAUGGCACAGUUACCUACACCAUCGUGGCAGGCAACAUCAUCAACACCUUUCGUAUCAACAGACACACGGGCGUCAUCAGUGCUGCCAAGGAGCUGGACUAUGAGAUCAGCCAUGGGCGCUACACCCUGCUUGUCACUGCCACGGACCAGUGCCCCCUCCUGUCGCAUCGCCUCACUUCUACCACCACGGUGCUUGUGAACGUGAAUGACAUCAACGACAACGUGCCCACCUUCCCCAGAGACUACGAGGGGCCAUUUGAUGUCACUGAGGGCCAGCCAGGACCCAGAGUGUGGACCUUCCUGGCCCAUGACCAAGACUCAGGCCCCAGUGGGCAGGUGGAGUACAGCAUCGUGGAUGGAGACCCUCUGGGGGAGUUUCUGAUCUCUCCCGUGGAGGGGGUGCUGCGGGUCCGGAAGGAUGUGGAGCUGGACCGGGAGGCCAUUGCUUUCUACAACCUGACCGUCUGUGCCCGAGACAGAGGCGUGCCCCCACUCAGCUCCACGAUGCUGGUGGGGAUCCGGGUGCUGGACAUUAACGACAAUGACCCUGUGCUGCUCAACCUGCCCAUGAACGUCACCAUCAGUGAGAACAGCCCCGUCUCCAGCUUCGUCGCUCAUAUCCUGGCCAGCGACGCUGACAGCGGGUGCAACGCCCUCCUCACCUUCAACAUCACUGCAGGCAAUCGAGAGCGGGCUUUCUCCAUCAAUGCCACGACAGGGAUCAUCACGGUGAACCGGCCCCUGGACCGCGAGCAGAUCCCAGAAUACAGGCUGACCAUCUCCGUGAAGGACAACCCAGAGAACCCACGCAUAGCCAGGAGGGAUUUUGACUUGCUGCUUAUCUUUCUUGCGGAUGAGAAUGACAACCACCCCCUCUUUACUGAGAGCACCUACCUGGCGGAGGUGAUGGAGAACUCUCCUGCUGGGACCUCCCUGACGGUGCUCAACGGGCCCAUCCUGGCCCUGGAUGCAGACCUGGAUGUCUACGCUGUGGUGACCUACCAGCUGCUGGGCACCCAGAGCAGAGUCUUUGAUAUUGACAACAGCACCGGUGUGGUGACAGUGAGGUCAGGUAUCAUCAUUGACCGGGAGGCCUUCUCACCCCCCGUCCUGGAGCUGCUGCUGCUGGCUGAGGACAUCGGGCUGCUCAAUGGCACCGCCGACCUGCUCAUCACCAUCCUGGACGACAAUGACAACUGGCCCACCUUUAGCCCUGCUGCUGUCACCGUCCACCUGCUGGAGAACUGCCCACCAGGAUUCUCAGUCAUUCAGAUCACAGCCACAGAUGAGGACAGUGGCCUCAAUGGGGAGCUGAUCUACCGAAUAGAAGCUGGGGCUCAGGACCGCUUCAUCCUCCACCCAGUCACCGGCAUCAUCCGCGUUGGCAAUGCCACCAUCGACAGGGAGGAGCAGGAAUCGUAUAGGCUAACAGUAGUGGCCACCGACCGGGGCACCGUCCCUCUCUCGGGCACAGCCAUCAUCACCGUCCUUAUCGAUGACAUCAAUGACUCCCGCCCCGAGUUCCUCAACCCCAUCCAGACGGUGAGCGUGCUGGAGUCAGCUGAGCCAGGCACUAUCAUUGCCAAUGUCACCGCCAUUGACCGUGACCUCAGUCCUAAGCUGGAGUACCACAUCAUCGGCAUCGUGGCCAAGGAUGACACUGACCGCCUGGUGCCUGACCAGGAGGACGCCUUUGCCGUGAAUAUCAACACAGGGUCUGUAAUGGUGAAAUCCCCUCUGAACCGGGAGCUGGUUGCCACCUAUGAGGUCACUCUCUCUGUGAUUGACAAUGCCAGCGACCUACCAGAGCGCUCCGUCAGUGUGCCAAAUGCCAAGCUGACGGUCAACAUCCUGGACGUCAAUGACAACACACCCCAGUUCAAGCCCUUCGGGAUCACCUACUACACAGAGCGGAUCCUGGAGGGGGCCACCCCAGGGACCACACUCAUCGCUGUGGCAGCUGUGGAUCCCGACAAGGGUCUCAAUGGGCUGAUCACCUAUACCCUGCUGAACCUGAUGCCCCCGGGCUAUGUCCAGCUGGAAGACUCCUCAGCAGGGAAGGUCAUUGCCAACCAGACAGUGGACUAUGAGGAAGUGCACUGGCUCAACUUCACCGUGAGGGCCUCAGACAAUGGGUCCCCACCCCGGGCAGCUGAGAUCCCUGUCUAUCUGGAGAUUGUGGACAUCAAUGACAACAACCCCAUCUUUGACCAGCUGUCCUACCAGGAAGCUGUCUUUGAGGAUGUUCCUGUGGGCACAGUCAUCCUGAUGGUCACUGCUACUGAUGCUGACUCAGGCAACUUCGCCCUCAUUGAGUACAGCCUUGUGGAUGGUGAGGGCAAGUUUGCCGUCAACCCCACCACAGGUGACAUCUACGUGCUGUCCCCUCUGGACCGGGAGAAGAAGGACCACUAUAUCCUGACUGCCUUGGCCAAAGACAACCCUGGGGACGUGGCCAGCAACCGUCGAGAAAAUUCGGUGCAGGUGGUGAUCCAGGUGCUAGACGUCAAUGACUGCCGGCCACAGUUCUCCAAGCUCCAGUUCAGCACGAGCGUGUACGAGAAUGAGCCAGCAGGCACCUCCGUCAUCACCAUGAUGGCCACCGACCAGGAUGAGGGCUCCAAUGCGGAGCUGGCCUACUCACUUGAGGGCCCCGGCGUGGAGGCCUUCCACGUGGACAUGGACUCGGGCCUGGUGACCACAAAGCGGCCACUGCAGUCCUACGAGAGGUUCAGCCUGACCGUAGUGGCCACAGACGGCGGGCAGCCCCCGCUCUGGGGCACCACCGUGCUCCUGGUGGAGGUCAUCGACGUCAAUGACAACCGCCCCACCUUUGUGCGCCCACCCAAUGGCACUGUCCUCCACAUCAGAGAGGAGAUCCCACUACGUUCCAACGUGUACGAGGUCUACGCCACGGACAAGGACGAGGGCCUCAACGGGGCCGUGCGCUACAGCUUCCUGAAGACGACAGGCAACCGGGACUGGGAAUACUUCACCAUCGACCCAAUCAGUGGCCUCAUCCAGACCGCGCAGCGCCUGGACCGGGAGAAGCAGGCGGUGUACAGCCUCAUCCUGGUGGCCAGUGACUUGGGCCAGCCGGUGCCCUAUGAGACCAUGCAGCCGCUGCAGGUGGCUCUGGAGGACAUCGACGACAAUGAACCCCUCUUCGUGAGGCCGCCAAAAGGCAGCCCCCAGUACCAGUUGCUGACGGUGCCCGAGCACUCACCACGUGGCACUCUUGUGGGCAACGUGACAGGCGCUGUGGAUGCAGACGAGGGCUCCAACGCCAUCGUGUACUACUUCAUCGCAGCCGGCAACGAAGAGAAGAACUUCCAGCUGCAGCCCGACGGGCGUCUGCUGGUGCUGAAGGACCUGGACAGGGAGCGCGAAGCCGUCUUCUCCUUCAUCGUCAAGGCCUCAAGCAAUCACAGCUGGACACCUCCCCGCAGGCCCUCCCAAGCCUUUGACCUGGUCACUGACCUCACCCUGCAGGAAGUGCGUGUCGUGCUGGAGGACAUCAACGAUCAGCCACCACGCUUCACCAAGGCUGAGUACACCGCAGGAGUGGCCACUGACGCCAAAGUGGGCUCGGAGCUGAUCCAGGUGCUGGCCCUGGACGCAGACAUUGGCAACAACAGCCUUGUCUUCUACAGCAUCCUGGCCAUCCACUACUUCCAGGCCCUGGCCAAUGACUCUGAGGACGUGGGCCAGGUCUUCACGAUGGGGAGUGUGGAUGGCAUCCUGCGCACCUUCGACCUCUUCAUGGCCUACAGCCCCGGUUACUUUGUGGUGGACAUCGUGGCCCGGGACUUGGCGGGCCACAAUGACACAGCUGUCAUCGGCAUCUACAUCCUGAGGGAUGACCAGCGGGUCAAGAUUGUCAUUAACGAGAUCCCCGACCGUGUGCGUGGCUUUGAGGAGGAGUUCAUCCGCCUGCUCUCCAACAUCACCGGUGCUAUCGUCAACACUGAUGACGUGCAGUUCCACGUGGACAAGAAGGGCCGGGUGAACUUUGCACAGACGGAGCUGCUCAUCCACGUGGUGAACCGCGACACCAACCGCAUCCUGGACGUGGACCGGGUGAUCCAGAUGAUUGAUGACAACAAGGAGCAACUAAGGAAUCUGUUCCGGAACUACAACGUCCUGGAUGUGCAGCCCGCCAUCUCUGUCCGCCUGCCCGAUGACAUGUCCGCCCUGCAGAUGGCGAUCAUUGUCCUGGCCAUUCUCCUCUUCCUGGCUGCCAUGCUCUUCAUCCUCAUGAACUGGUACUACAGGACCGUACACAAGAGGAAGCUCAAAGCCAUCGUGGCUGGCUCUGCAGGGAAUCGUGGCUUCAUUGACAUCAUGGACAUGCCCAACACCAACAAGUAUUCCUUCGAUGGGGCCAACCCUGUGUGGCUGGAUCCUUUCUGCCGGAACCUGGAGCUGGCUGCCCAGGCUGAGCACGAGGAUGACCUGCCGGAGAACCUGAGUGAGGUCGCUGACCUGUGGAACAGCCCCACCCGCACCCAUGGAACUUUCGGGCGUGAACCAGCAGCGGUCAAGCCUGACGAUGAGCGGUACCUGCGGGCUGCCAUCCAGGAGUAUGAUAACAUUGCCAAGCUGGGCCAGAUCAUUCGGGAGGGGCCCAUCAAGGGCUCGCUGCUGAAGGUGGUCCUGGAGGAUUACCUGCGGCUCAAAAAGCUCUUUGCACAGCGGAUGGUGCAAAAAGCCUCCUCCUGCCACUCCUCCAUCUCCGAGCUGAUCCAGACCGAGCUGGAAGAGGAGCCAGGGGAGCGCAGCCCUGGCCAGGGCAGCCUGCGUUUCUGCCACAAGCCGCCUACCGAGCUCAGAGGGCCAGAUGGGAUCCAUGUGAUGCACGGGAGCACAGGCACGCUGCUGGCCACUGACCUCAACAGCCUGCCCGAGGAUGACCAGAAGGGCCUGGGCCGCUCCCUGGAGACGCUGACGACAGCCGAGGCCAGUGCCUUCGAGCGCAACGCCCGCACAGAGUCCGCCAAAUCCACACCCCUGCACAAGCUUCGCGACGUGAUCAUGGAGAGCCCCCUGGAGAUCACGGAGCUCUGA